UCCGUCAGUAUUUUUCUGUCGCUUCGCUCGUUCGGUUGUGUUAUUUUAUUUUGUGAAUAUUUUGUGAGAUCAUUGUUAUUUGUGUUUAUUAUCUAAUGUAAUUAAGUGUCAGACUUAAAAAUACAAAAUGCCUGUGUUUCACACGAAGAUAAUCGAGAGUAUUUUGGAGCCAGUUGCUCAACAGGUAUCCCGGCUUGUGAUCCUUCACGAGGAAGCAGAAGAUGGCAACGCGAUGCCAGACCUGGCGAGGCCGGUGCAAGCCGUGUCGCUCGCCGUCAACAACCUCGUCAAAGUUGGACACGAGACCAUCGAGUCUUCAGAAGACGCGGUCCUCAGACAUGACAUGCCCGGCGCCCUGCACCGCGUGGAGACUGCCGCCACGCUGCUGCAGCAGGCCUCCGAUAUGCUGAGAGCUGAUCCUUAUUCGGGACCUGCUAGGAAGAAGCUGAUUGAAGGCUCCCGUGGCAUCUUGCAAGGAACGUCGGCGUUAUUGCUGUGCUUCGAUGAAUCUGAAGUCCGGAAGAUCGUUAAAGAGUGCAAAAAGGUGCUGGACUACCUGGGCGUGGCGGAGGUGAUAGACACCAUGGAGGACCUGGUGCAGUUCCUCAGGGACAUCUCGCCCGCACUCUCCAGGGCGGCUAGGGAGGUGGCAGCCCGCGCCGCGGAGCUGACCCACCCGCCCCACGCGGAGACGCUGAACCGCUGCCUCGACAGCGUCAAGCAGCUCGCGCCCGUGCUCAUCUGCUCCAUGAAGAUCUACAUACAUAUACUCACUGAAGGUGGCAAAGGUAUGGAGGAAGCGGCUGAGAACAGAAAUUACUUGGCUCAAAGAAUGGCUGAUGAAAUACAUGAAAUUAUUCGGGUCCUCCAGUUGACAUCGUACGUGGAGGACGGCGGCGAGAAGGACAACGUGACCGUCCUGAAGGCGCUGCAGCAACAGAUCCACGCCAAGAUGGCCGCCGCGCACGAGUUCCUCAACGACCCCACGGCCCCCCGCACGGGCCCGGGCGAGCGCGCGCUGCGCGGGGUGCUGACGUCCGCGCAGCGCGCCGCCGAGCAUCUCGCGCCGCAACCCGCCGACCUCACCAGGCGACUCGUGCGAUCGGGUGGUAUCAACGCCGACCAACUUUGCGACGAGCGUCAAUAUGGACACGGCAGGGAAGCCAAGGCACUGAACCUAGCUUCAGACCUUCGCCACCAGAUCAACGAGCUGGACGCCAUCGUCAACGAGGGGGUCAGGGCUGCUGAGAAACAAGGGGGGAAGACCAUGCAGGCUAGGUUGGAGACGGCCCACAAGUGGUUGCUCCACCCUGCCGCGGACCCGCAAACCAGGGUGGAGGGCCAAAAGGCUAUCAACAGCAUCGUGUCGCAGGGGCAGAGGAUCGCUGACGGCCUCCAAGGCAGGGAGAAGGCGGAAGUCCUCCAGUUGUGCUCGGAGGUACAGCGACUGUCCGACAAGUUGGCCGACCUCUGCGCCAGCGGGAAGGGGGACAGCGAGGAGGCCCGGGCUAUCACUCGAGAGCUGACGGACAAGCUGCACGAGCUGAAGCGCGCCACGGAGCGCGCCGUCGUCAACCGCGUGGUGGAGGACUUCAUCGACGUCGCCGCGCCGCUGCGACACUUCACCGACGCCGUCAACGCGCCGCCCGGCACUCCAGGGCGCGAGUCGACGUUCCACGACAAGGCGGCGGGGCUGGCGGCCUUCAGCGCGCGCGCAGCCGCCGCGGCCGGGGUCGUCGCCGCCGGCGUCGGACACAACAAGAGGCUCGCCGACCAACUCAUACAUAACGCUCAGCAGGUUGAAAAGCUAUCACCUCAACUCAUUGCAGCAGGCAAGAUCAGACUCUAUAACCCAGACAGUAAGGUGGCAGAGGAACAUUUCAACAACUUGAAGAAUCAGUACGCGGACGCCGUACUCCGCGUGAGGGACCUUUGUGACCAGGCUGUGGAUCCCCUGGACUUCGUCAGGACUGCUGGUGAGCUGAUGCAGAAGCACACGUACCUGUGUGAAGACGCGAUACGUAACAACGACUCGCAGAAAAUGGUCGACAAUACUUCAGCCAUCGCCAGGCUGGCCAACCGAGUGCUGCUAGUGGGCGGGGCGGAGCGCGACAACACGGAGGACGCGCAGUUCGCGCGGUCGCUGGCGGGGGCCCAGCAGCGCCUGCAGGCCGCCAUCCCGCCCGCCGUGCACUCCGCCAAGGCAGUCGCGCUCGGGGACAAGGCGCAGGCGCCCCACUGGAGGGCCGCCAACGCUGAGAUAAUAAACGCAGCCGGAGAAGUGGAGUCAGCUCUAUCGGGCCACUACGCCCCGGCGCCGCCCCCGCCGGCCCUGCCCGAGGCACUGUCCCGGCUGCACGUGUCCGACGUGGCGGCCCCGCCCCGUCCCCCGCCCCCCACCGGCGCCGCGCCCCCACCGCGUCCCCCGCCCCCAGCUGACACUGACGAUGAGGGAGAGGAUAUCUUCAGGAGGCAGCCUCAUCCUAGCCAGCCUAUUUUGGUGGCGGCCCACAACCUGCACAAGGCGGUGCGCGAGUGGUCGUCCAAGGACAACGAGAUCAUCGCGGCCGCCAAGCGCAUGGCCAUCCUCAUGGCGCGCCUCUCCGAGCUCGUGCGCUCCGACUCCAAGGGUAGCAAACGUGAGCUCAUUGCGACGGCGAAGGCGAUCGCUGAAGCUUCCGAGGAAGUCACCAGGCUUGCCAAGAAACUGGCUCUCGAGUGUACUGACAAGAGGAUUCGUACUAACUUGCUACAAGUAUGCGAGCGUAUCCCGACGAUUGGCACACAGCUGAAGAUUCUAUCCACCGUCAAGGCGACCAUGCUUGGCGCUCAAGGUAGCGAAGAGGACCAGGAGGCGACGGAGAUGCUGGUCGGCAACGCUCAGAACUUGAUGCAGAGCGUAAAGGAAACAGUGAAGGCGGCAGAGGGCGCCUCCAUCAAGAUCCGCACGGAGCAAGGUGGAUACAGACUGCGUUGGGUGCGACGCUCGCCGUGGUACCAGAUCUAAACUCCUGCAACCCUGACAAUAACAUCUGUAGAAUGUGGAGUUGAGGUUUUAAAACUAUAUUGAUGAUACUUGAUUUGUUUACCAAUCUUUUAACCGCCGCGAGUAAAGCCAGCGCCAAGCGUAUCAUUGGUGAUGGGAAACAUCAAUCAUACUUUAAAUAAAACAUUUUUUUAUAUAAACCUAUAGUCGUAUAUACGUCUGCGGUGGUUAAGUCACAAAAUUUCGUGGUCGGAUUUAUCCGACUCUGGCGGUUAAAAUGUUAAAUACCUAUGUGUAUAGGUAUUUAGUUACGUAAUAAAGUAACAUCUAUAAUAUCUGGAGUCAAGGUCCCCCCACUCUAUAUGUAUAGUACUUAGUAAACAUCUAUUGUAGGUGGGUGAUUUUUCAAAAAACCUUAACUUUUGUUUAACAAAUCAUUAUUCUUCCACGUUAUUAGGCAUCGUGGUAGCUUUAUAUCAUCCUUAUUUUUAUUGGAUUAGUUGAGAGCAGUGUCACAGCUUCAUUUAUUGAAACCUAAUUUUGUGUUUCAAUCGGCAGACUUGUUAACUGUUAACCAACAGUUAAGCUUGCAAGCUUGCAGUUAACGGCGUCAUUACCUUUUUUUUUAAAGUCAUCCAGGUACUUCGGUUAAAGAAAGUUCCGUUAUUUACUGGCGCCCAAUGUGGGACAGGAACGCAGUGAAAAUAAUCUCAGAAGGCAAAUAUGUUCGGGGAAUAAUACAUUAAACAUUUUAUAAUAUUGUCAUUGACAUUUUAAGCCUUUUUUUGGACAUCUGAGAGAAAAUAAUCUUAAAUUGAAAUCAUAUUAAGUCUUUGACUGCCAAUAGAAAACUGUUGAAGGCAAAUCCUCCGCUAACGGGGCCCACAUGGUGCUCCCAUGGCGUUUGACGUGUUAAAGUUAAAAACAACAUAAUUAUAUAAACUUCCAUUUUACUUUCCCAUCUCCUAAUAUUAAAUACAGUUUGUUAAAUGCGCACACGCAUACGUAAUUGUUACAUAUUACAACUAUAAGUACAUGAGAGAUUUAUCAUUAUAGUUUUAUUAAAAUAAAGUAUAGUUUCAUGUUUUAAUAAUUAUUAAUAUUAACCUCCUUGGUUUAGUGGUUGCAAGCUUGACUACUGACUAUAAAGUCGUUGGUUCUAUUCCAGAUUCAAAUAGAUGCAAUCAUGUUAUUGAAUGUAGAAUCGUGUCCAGUAAUAAAAAGCAAAAAAUAAAGUGUUAAUCUCUGUCUACCCCCUUUUGGGGUACGCGUGAUGUAAUAUUGUAAUGUUAAGCUUUAUAUACAAAAAAAUAUGUAACUUGGGCAGCUUCAUGACUAUGUUUUAUCAUAAACACCUCAACGUAAAUGAAUAUUCAUAAAAGUUAUAUAAAAGUACAAUUUAGAUGAAAAUCGUACAAUGUUUAAUAAGUAUUGUUACAGUACAUUUUUAAUAAUUAUAACACUUAUAACCAUAGAUCGGAGUACAUGAGUACACAUGUUUCAAAAAACGAGAUUAUUUUUUACAACUUUUUAAUUUUAUGAACAACGAAUUGUUUUAUUUAGAAAUAGAUAUAUAUCCGCCGUACUCAGAGACAUUUAAUGGUUCCUUAACCCAGUCCUUAGCAAUUGUUUUCGAUACAAAAUCGUUACUAAGUUAGCGGCAUUAUGUGCACCUCUGCCUACCCUUUCGGGGAUAAAAGGCGUGAAGUUGAAUAUAUAAAUAUAUAAUGUAAUCGUUACUAAGGAAUAAUAUUAAGUAAUUAUUAAAUGUGUCUGAAUGCGGCAGUAAAUAUGAAAGAUAAAGAAAAGUGAUAGAAAAUGUGUGAUUCUGAAUGUAAGUGCCAUCUCCGUGCUUUACUAAGUAGGGUAGGUCCUCACGCCUUUUCAAAUAUAUCCUAUUAUAUACAUACAAUACGUAGAUACUAUAUUAUAUACUUAUAUGUAUAAGAGCAAUAUAUAGCAGUGAUUGUUAAUUGAUAUAAUUGGUGAAAUGUGGGUGUGAUAUUCAUUGUAUAAUAUUCAAUAAUAUGAAUACUAAUCUUUGUAUUUUAAUGUGUUAUAAUGUGUACGAUUUCAUUGGCAAAAUAUGACUACAGAAGUUACUGAACUGUUAUCUCAAUAGAUCAGCGAUUAUAAACCUCUACUAUGAGUUCGAAGCAAUAGUAUUUGUCGUAAAUCGUUUUUGUAUGUCAAAUUUUAUCAGCGCCUCUAUCGGUCACCUGUGGAACUAAAAACCAUACAAAAAAAAACUACGUCGUCAUUGACAAAUACUAUUGCUUCUAACUCUGGUAGAGGUACAGGUAUAUAAGAAACAAUGCCAAUGAAUUCACAAUGUAUUUAAAUAUAUUAUUAUGUAUAUACACUUUCAUAUAAUACAUGGCUAUAGUAGGUGCUCUUUCUAAUGUAUUAGGGUUUGUCUAGAGGCCUACUUAUAUAGUAUUUGAACAUAGUGGCCUUAGUAACGCGGUUAUUUUUACAUAACUACAGUAUAUAGGUAGCUAACGCUGUUUUCACAAAGUAAUAUGUUAUUCUGAUAUGUAGGUAAUCAUGAUGAGAUUUUUAAAGGUCUAUAUCAAACGGUAUUUUACUGUACUUUUGUCGAUCUUUAUUGCUGAAAAGCUAUCGACUGUAGGCCCAAUUGGCACAGUAGCUAAACGAUUGGAUUCUACGCCACAUGUCAAGCGAAUUCCAUUUUUGAACACUUUUAAUCCGUUGCAUGUGGGAACGAAGAACUACGUGAAAUAUAAUAUGUUUUUUUAGUGUCUUAUAUACCUAAGUCUAACCUUAUACUCAAGACAAUCUAGUACUUUCAAAAUAUCUUGUGUUUACUUCUUCAAAAAUAACAAAAUAUCAAAAGGCCUUUAAAAAUUGUGAAAAUGGCUUCAAGUUAGCACUUAUUUUCGUGUUGUGGAUUAUUCUAGAAAUAUAAAACAUAUAUAUUAUCAUAUAAGCGUAGGACCGUGGAGCGAGAGCAAUAUUUUUGUAUGUUGGGAGUGUGCUACUAAUCUUAUAUAGUAUUUACCUACAAAAGCGCCGUUUGUAAAGGUAAUUUUACGGCAAAAACGGCAUUUUUGUAGGUAAAAGAUGUUUAAGUAAGGUCAAAGUAACAUAAGUUAAUAAUAUUUGUAAAUAACUUUAGUAGGGAGCGUUGUAUGUAGUAUAUAGGUUGAGUACUCGAUAGACUUGUUGCAAGAAAACCGAAAAUAUAAAUUUAAUAUCUACUCGAUUCAGUCGUAUUUUUAUAAAAAGCAAAAAAAAAUGCCUUUUCGAUUUAGUCGUCUUGGAAAAAGGCAAGUUCUAUUUUAGAUUGCCUUGUUCGUUAUGUGGUUACAAGUGCUACUGCCGAGUCCUGGGUUCAAUUCCCAAAUCAGGCUUAAAAAUUAUAAGGGCUUUUUUGAUUAUUUUUUGGUUAUAUCACUGAAUUUGGAGUAGUGACCAGUCUAUAGUCAUAUGUUGACUUUCUGUUGCCCUAUUAUUCAUGUUUAAAAUGUAUUUAUAACCGGCAAGUCUAUCGUUUACUUUAAAAUUAGUCGUAUUAACGUUUGCGUGCUUAUUUUAUUUUAUAUCUAAACGUAAGUCUUGUACACUUUACAUACAUUUUUUGUUUUAAUAUUUUAUUUAUUCUAAUAAAGAUUUUUUUUAUUUA
Molecule: messenger RNA, 6632 nt
Organism: Spodoptera frugiperda (fall armyworm)
Lineage: Eukaryota; Metazoa; Arthropoda; Insecta; Lepidoptera; Noctuidae
Gene: Vinc
Product: vinculin
Exons: 25
Coding region: 128-3007 (959 amino acids)
Biological process (GO): cell adhesion
Molecular function (GO): actin filament binding
Source: RefSeq, a predicted model, not a curated record